Messenger RNA from Siniperca chuatsi (mandarin fish), 5229 nucleotides. It is a transcript of the gene plex9.2, whose product is annotated as three prime repair exonuclease 4. Gene Ontology annotation, molecular function: 3'-5'-DNA exonuclease activity; nucleic acid binding. Bases 612 to 1358 code for a protein of 248 amino acids. NCBI's taxonomy places the organism in Eukaryota, Metazoa, Chordata, Actinopteri, Centrarchiformes, Sinipercidae. Gene Ontology annotation, cellular component: cytoplasm. Gene Ontology annotation, biological process: DNA catabolic process. The record is from RefSeq and is a predicted model, not a curated record. The transcript has 2 exons.
AUGAGGGACUACACCGUCUCUGUUAUCUGUUGUUGUUUCAGUAUCUUUACAGAACAAAUUCGAUAGAGAGAAUAGAACUAUGGAGUGUUUGUUUUUUUGAUUGAUUUAUCUCGUUUUAUUUUCUUUUAUUUAAUAAUUAGUGGAUUUAUAGUCCACACUCUAUUCCAGUUGGUGGCGGUAAUGCACCAUAACGUUGAUUGCCAACCGCCAUAGAACUUUACGAAGAAGAAGAGUCUCUCUGCGCUUGCCCAAAUCUUCAAAAGCACAUUGCGUUAAAGCAGCGUUUCUUGUUUCGCUGUUGAUUUAGUUAGAAAAUGAUACUUUAAGUUGUCUCAGACAUACAUUGUGCAGCUGCAGGUGUUUUGGUCAGCGCAUCGCUUGGCUACAAGUCAUGUAUCUUGUUCUCUUCCGUAAAUUCAUCUUCGAGUCUUUUGUUUUGGAAGUUGUGUCUGUGUAACGUUACGCAGGUGUUUAAAAACACGGAGGGAAAGUGUUCACUGACGCCAUGUAGAUACAUACGUACUGCCAGUGUCUGUAAUGUGUCUUUGUUUCGAUUAUUUUACUAAACGUGAGUGUCAACUGUCAUAUUUGAUAACCGUGGCCGCGGCGGGAUGCAAGAAUCAGAAUCAGACGUUGAAAAGUCUCAACAGUCGCUGGUUUUCUUUGACUUGGAGACAACUGGACUGGGUCAGAGUUGUGAGAUCGUCCAGCUGGCUGCAGUGAGUGGAGGCCACUCGCUCAACCUCUACAUCAUCCCUCGGUGUCGAAUGCAGCGAGGAGCAGCCAGAGUGACCGGCUUCAGGGUCCGCAGACAGAGACUGUACCUCCAUCGGCAACUUGUCCUCACCAACUCCCUGCGGGAGGUCCUGGUCUCCUUCAUAGCUUUCCUUCAAAUGCUCGGAUGCCCGCUUGUCAUCGGCCACAACAUUCGCCGCUUCGACUGUCCACUGUUGGCUCGAGCUCUCGAUGAACUGGACCUCCGAGCAGAGUUUGAGUCAUCAGUCUCGGGCUACGUUGACACUCUACCGCUGGCUCGGGAGAUGCUGAAGGACCGCCGCCUCCAGAGUUUUCGACAGGAGAACCUGGUCAGGGAGCUGCUGGGUGUGAACUACAAGGCCCAUGAUGCUUUGGAGGAUGUGCGAGCAUUACAGGCACUGUAUAAGGCGCUUCAGCCCACACCAGAGUUGAUCUUUAGGCAUAGGUUUACUCUGGACACCAUGGAAAACAAACCAGCUGCUAAAUCUCUAGUGCACUGUAAGAUACCAGAACAGCGCCCCCUGUGGGAGCACUUCAGACUGACAGUGCAGGGCACAGAGAGCAAAGCAGAGGACCACGAUGGACAACUUAAUGAAUUAUAAAACUUUUGACAUCAUAAUAAAUUAUCAGACUGAGCCAUAAACAAAUGAGACCAUAACACAGAAGACUGGCAGCCUUCAUCAGCCUGUAUAUGGUGAAUUGUACAUUGUGUGCCACAAGGUAGAACACAUGAAACCCACUGAAUUUGCUUGAUGGCACAAAACAAGAGGGCUGCAAACAGAGCUGAAGCUGUGAGAGUUUCCUCCAAUGGCUGAUGGUGGAACAAAUGAAAAUCUGACUGGAGAAAAUCACUUCAGUGAUCCUCUUCGGUGAAGCAAAAAGGAAAACAAUGAACUACAGCGCAAAUGGAUUUUUCCAGCAACAGUUUGUGGAAGCUUUUGAAAGGUGAGGGUACGAAGACAAUGCAUGCACAUCUGAAAGUCACACAGUACUACUUCAGCCACUGCCUAAGCCUACUUCUUCUAGACUUCCUUUAUUGGCUUUGUCGAUCUGUACGCUUCAGUCUCACUCCUUUUGAUUAUUCCAGAAACAUGCACUUUAAUUUAUUGCACCAUGAAUCUUAACGUGGCUGUUGAAAUCUGUGUACUGUUUGCUACUUCUUCGCCAUUUGUUUCAGCAACAACAAACUGGCAGACUGUCUUUAUCCACAAUGAGUAUUUCUUAACAAAAAACGAUUCAGAGGUCUGUUUAUGUGAUUUUAUAAAUGGUGAAAAUGUAGAUAAUGGUGGGCAGAUUUUUUAAAAAAUGUCUGAUUAUCAGUCAUCAAUGUGUGGAAAUGGUGAUGACUGUUGUCAAUUUGCCUUGCGUAAAUAGUUUGGUUACUGAGAAAAUUUGAUGUACUUUUAUUCUGAAUUCUCUUAAAGGUUUCAAUGAGCUCUACAUAGUUUUAUUGGAGGUAAAUAAAUCUGCUAAUAAAUAUAUUGUAUUUCUACAGUGUGUCCCAAGUGAUACUUGAUUGCUGGUUAGUACUUGAUAAAUAUGUGAAUAUUUCAAGUAGGGCUGCGAGAUACGGCUGAAAUCAAUAUCACAAUAUUAAUAAGAAUCAGUGUUUUCCCCCAUUAUUGAUAUAUUUCAGUAUAUAUGGCUCAAUUAUACAUACAAUAUUCAAAUGGAUGUUUACAGUUUUUUACAAUCGCUAUGACAGUUUUUUCAAUACAUUUAACAAGUUUCCUAAACUCUUAACACGGUUAGCACAACAUCCGUCUUUGUAGGCUGUACACAUUUCUUGUUGCUUUGAUACAAAAUGCAUACAGUUAACACCGAUUUAAAAUGCUUGAACUUCUUUUACACACAAGCUCAACCAAGACCAAAACAAUGUAAUUUUACAGUCAAAUUUACAAAAGCUUUCACACUGUAUGUCAGAACAGAUAACAUCAUGUUCUAAACAUAACUUAUAUAGGCUAAAGUCAAAGUGAACAGCUGUUCAUAUUGUGAAUUGAAACACAAAUAUUCCCUGUAUUUUAUUCCAUUGCUAAUGAGAAACAGCUUAUUGCAAUUAUGCAAAUAUAUAAAUCACAGCUGAUCACUGCCAGGGGUGGAUAAGGCAUGCCAAAAGAUUCUUCCCACGGUGCCUUGCCAGAGAAGAUAUCAGGUGUGAUGUGGAUGAGAACAUGUGGCCAAAUGCAGAAGACGGGACAGAUUAGAAGAUUACUUUGUUUUUUUUGUUAUAAUUCCGGUCCUUUUUCUGUUUGUAUAUCUUGCAGUAAUGUCCUUUUGCAAAUAAAGUCUUCACUGCAGCAAUUCUGUGUCUGUUUUUUUUUUUUUUUUUUUUACAUAAACUGUACAUUUUAUAAAGCUACUCUGAGAUGGUCAUUCAUUUUUGUAUUGAAUUUCUGCAGCAAAAGAAACAAAAUGCAUGCAUUUACUAAACCCAACAAAACAAAAAUGUAGAGGCUUCAAAAGAAACUACAAUGCAAAACACAAUCUAUGAUCAAUACAAUAUACUGUCUAUUGUAUAAGGGCAGACCUGACACAUAAAAUAAUGCAGUUUCUGUAAUUUUAGCUGAUGAUAGUGUUUUUUUGUCAUUGUGUUAUGACUGACUAAAUGUUCCUGUUGGAAGAGAACGCGUGUUAUUGUUUUGAAUAAUAAUUUGAUUUUAAAACAUGUUUGCAGUGUUUUGUUAGACACAGUGUAUUGUGUUAGUUUAUUAUUGUAUUUUGAAAAUUAGUUUUGGGGUUUAGUUUACAAUGUGUGAUUUUGAGCAUGAAAUUAACCGUUUUGCCAAUUGUGUGUUUUAGGUGUGUUGGUGCGUUAAGAGUUUAGGAAAAUUGUGAAAUGUAUUGAAAAAACUGUCAUGGCGAUUGUGGAAAAAAACUGUAAUGCAAUAAACUUCUCAAUCAUAAUGUACAUCAGAUAAAACUAUUUACAUAUUUAAAACAAAAAUACUUAACAGAUUUUAUUUGGACUUUGAAAGUAACACAGUAUACUAACAUGAUAUGAUCAUACUAGUUCACUGAGUUAUCGGGAACUUUGCGAAUAAAACCUUAAAUCUGAAGUCUGAGGGCGAAGUUAACCAGAUAACUAAAGUAAAUCUGCUUGUUGAAACAGGCCCUUAAUGUGUUUUGACCAUUAUUGUAAGGUUUAAACAACAUACAGUACAGACGCAACACUAAAAAUAAGGAGUUCAGACAGUGUAGUAACAGAACAAGGCUUUAUUAAUCCACUUUUACAUACGCAUGUUCUCUGCAGUCCCAGGCUACAGCAUCACCUUCAUCAAAAAUGCUAAACCAUGCCCUCACUAGAGACAUACGAAAUGUUCUCACAAUAGUUAAAUAAAACAAUUAAGGUAAAACAUUGUGGCCUUCAGAUUUGUGUGCAUUUGAAGGACAUGAGUUAGAAGUGAAAAAAUCAAAACGUGAUUUCUCUGGCAAGUCCUGGACGUACAGUAUUAAAACUAAAAGGUGACGACAACAUCAGUAACAAAGGUGUGACCGUCAAAUGAAAAGUUAAAAUUCAAAAUCUAAUUCUGUUUGAAACAUUGACCUGCACGAGAUUCCGUCACUAAAUGAAAACCUUUUGAAAAGAUGGCAAAUAGUAGGUUGGUUGUUGACAAAAAUAACUGGAGACUCAACACUUCUAGCGAUACAGACGGAGGAAUAUGAGGUAAUGUUUUUUUAAUCGAAAAGAUGCAGUGAUUUUUAACUAUAAACGCCCUUCUGUCUCUUAAUACUCGUCAAUUUUUCAACAAUCUUAGCAACAACAAACAACUAAAGGUUUAGUGCAUCUAUAUUAGGGACAAGCUUAGAGAUCAACCUACAUCACUAACAUGGUCAGGAAGUAGGUCAAAGCAUUACCAGGGUUGGCUCAGUUCACCUGUAGUCAUUCAUUCACGUCAAACUAUUAAGAGAAAUAUUUACUCACCGGUAGGUUGGCUGGCUGAUAGAGCAUUCAUUCUCAAAGAUUUGAUUCAAAAUAACCUAUAAAAACUGUUAAGAAGAAAAUCCACUUCAUGAUUGAUUGGAUUCAGAUUGACCCUGGUAUGAACUCGAAUAUUACGCAGAAGUUUGCACCAUACUGAAAUAAUCUAGUUACAAUAUUGUACCAACAUGUUGGAAAGCGGUCAUCAUAAAAGAUUUUACUGUGAGGAUAAACCACUCACCCCGAUAUCACAAUGUACAGGUAAAACCUUAUAAUAGAGUGCUGUUUCAGGGAUCGUUUCUCUCAGUAUAUAGAUGAAGCAGUACAAACAACAAAACAUGCAAAGUCUGAAAAAUUGGCUUCAAAUACUUAGAAAUACAGACAUGUCUGUUCCUAUAAUACUAUGAAACUGAAUGCAGCAUUUUCUUGUACAACUGUACAAGACGUGGAUGUGUUAACAGGCUUGGGGUCAAACUGUAGUAUAUCCAGUAUACAACAAGCAGCAGUAGUGCAUUUUCAAUUAUAUAGAACUUGGCGUUUUAAUCAAUAUGCAU